CGGAUUUAUAAUGGCCGCCACUUCAAGUGCGGGGAAAUUUCUAUCACUUUAUAUUUGCCAUAUAACUGUUUCUGAAUCACUUUAUUUGGGACCCUCAUGCUCCAAACAUGUAAGUACUUGUCCUAUAAUGUUUUGUAAGUAAUGAAUUCAGUUUGAAGUUGUUAAAUUCCUUCAUUUUUAAUGUCAAUGCAUGGCCACUUGUGUCAAAUUGUUUGGAUUUGAUUCAUGUCACAUUGUUACGUUAGAUUAAAUACCUAUUGUUUUGGGUUUGUGUUCGUGAGGUAUCGCCAACAGCAGUUACUGAUAUUAAUAAGGGUAAUAAUAAUAUCUAUUUAUUUUGAUACAGGAAUGAAUUAUUGGAUUUCUACGAAUGACCCAGUGGUAGUGUAGGCUUUGUGAAGCCUGUGGUCUGUGUCCAUAUCAACUUACAAAAUGAGCAAGGAAGCACAAAGUGUGCCAAUAGUAACUUUAGCUGGUGUUGCUAAUAUUGGUGAUUGUAAGUAUAUUUAUGUAUGAAUGUGUCUGGUAAAAAUAUAAGCAAUGUUUAUAAUUAUGUGAUAACAAUAGAGGGCUAUUAAAACUCUUCCCUACUCUGACUAACUCUGCAGUCUGGCAAAGUGGUGCUGCUGUGGUCCAUGCAUUGGUUGCAAUGUCUUGGAUGUACUUUAUAUUUAAAUUGUCCAACUUGAAUUUGAGUGGUUAGGUUUAAACCUAACAAAAAAAUCCUGUGGUUCCAGUUGCCUGACCAACCCUGUGGUUACAUUAAAAAUGGCAUCCGUUGUUACAUUUCCAGAAGUGUUCUUCUGGAAAUGCUUAUGUGUUGUGGCAAUGGCAACUGAUCACACUCAUGACCAGGGCUCGAAUUUUAUCGCGGCAAUUGCCGUAGAGGGAGUACAAAAUGCUGUGGAUCAUUGCGGAAACGACGGCAAUUUUUUGCAGUAUAGUAUAAUUUUUAUACUAUUCACUAAAUUACUAUAUUAAUUAACAAUAAAAUUAAAUUUUUGUUACAGUAAUUUGAAAAAAUGCCGUGGAAACUGCCAAAAUUGCCAUAGACAGCUGUUACGUUCUACGGCAAUUUUUUAACGCCAUUGCCGUCGAUUGAUUUCAGGGUAAUUCGAGGCCUUCUUAUGACUGUUUUUUGAGAAAACAGAUUUCUGACCUACCUACUCUAAUUUCUUCAGGGUAUGAAACCGGAACCACAUGAUAAUUUUUGUGUGGCCUUAUUUUAGGGAUCUACCUUAUAGGCUUCGUGCAGGGUUUUAGCCAGGAUCUAAUUCAAAAGAAUGCAAAUGCUCAAAGAAAAGUGUGAAUAAUCGACAAAAAGUUAGAAUAAUUUAAUAACAGUUGAAUAAUAGUAUGCGAUAUUAUACUAAUCAUCGCCAUUUGACUGUGGUUGUGUAGAAUGAUGUCUUGUGUAAAAUAAAUCUUUCACUGAAUGAGAAAAUUCACUUAAUGGCCUGCCAAAAGCUGUUAUUUUUAAUUUGCUGUCUUAACUCUUCUUUGACAGGCCCUUGCAAAACUAGGGUGAGGCGGUUUUUCGGUAAACCGAAAAAAAAACGAUGUUUUUUGAAAACCGAAAUAUUCGAUGUUACUUUUGGAGAAAAACCGGGGAAAAACGAAGAAAAUCGGUAUUUUACUGAAAUCGAACCAUACUUAUACGAGUUUGAUGCAAUUGAAUCACGUUUUGGCAUUUACACACGAAAAACUAAAGAGAGUUUGUUUGAAAUUUGAUAACGUUUUCAAAAUACCUUACGUUUAAUAUCUUGCGUGAGUACUCAGUAGCGUGUUGUGUCUUAUUUUACAGUAGUUUUGAUUUUCGAACAUAGUUUUUAAAAAAACCGGUUCACUCGGUUUUCUCGUUUUUUUCCAGUCGGUUUUCGGUUUUUUGUAGAAACCGCCUCACGCUAUGCAAAACUAUUGUGAAAUACUAUUUUGCAGGUUCAUAUCUUCGGUUCAGUAAAUGCCAUGUAGAUGAAAAUACCACCAUCUACUAAUUCUUAAUGAUAGUUUUAGUCAGUGUCAACAUUGUAGCGAUUUAUGAGCUUUGAAAGUCAAGUGAGAUUGUAUAUUCAGGGUUUUUUCCGGAUUUUCUCUUGGGUCCGUUUUUGCAGAGAAGAUUGAGUUUAGCUGAACAGUUGGGGUGGCUGCACCCCCCCCCCCCCUCAAUAAAUGUUGAGACGCAAUGCGUUAAAGCAGGGGCACUAAGGGACACUACAAACUGGUUAAAGAUGGCAAAUGCGUAGUUUUUCUUGUGUUGUGAGAUGAAUUCCAGCCAUUUUUUCUUAAUUAUCGGGUUUCCAACUGAAAACUAAUUUCCACACGUCACAAAUUUAACUCAAAUAACUUCAUUUUUACUGCACUGAAACUUUGGUGAGAAGAUUGAGUUUCAAAACUCAAUUCAAGAUUGAGUUUUUGGGUCCGUUUUACGGCCAUAAAAAAUCCCUGAAGAAACCUUGAUAUUAUUAUUAUCAAAUUAUGCAAUUGUCUGAACAAAAAUAUAAACUAGCCAUCCUUUUUGCCAAACAAAACUUCUUUGUAAAAGUCCAGACACACCGGACGCGAUUUGACAACGCAACACGAUUUUUUAGUUUUUGAAAGUUAAUAAAACAGCCAAUGAGAGCAAAUUUGUUUGUCUCAAUCAAAAGAACACUUAAAAUUAAAUAAACUCUAUUACCGAUUUGUCAUAUCUUGCUUAGUUCUCGAAAUAUUUAGACCGAAAUUAAUGAGCUGUCCUCCAUCUUGGACUAAUUCUUAACCUCAUUAAACUAUGGUUUUGAUGACGUCAGGAGUUGGGUUAACCAUCUAUUCAGUAAAACUACACCAGGGAUGCCGGAGCGAGGGUAUGGCACAAGGGGGCAAUGUUGACGUUAGGGCAAUCACUAAGUAAUAUUUCGUUUCUGAAAAAUUUUUCUGGAACCUUAAUUCACCAAAACUAAGGCAAUAAAAUUUUCCGGAACCAUAAUUCACCAAAACAAGGGCAAAAAAAUUUUGAAAGUUAACCUAAUUUUUGACACAAUAUUCCAGAAAAUUUCAUGUAUAUAAUUAUCAAUAUGACAUCCAUUUCACCUGUAAUUCAUACUUUUUAAUCGUUGUACCUCAUAUUUUUUGGGUUAGAAUUUUUAUCUAAGGGCACUUUCGCCCCCCCCCUGCCCCCCUUACUAAAAGGCAAGGGGGCGAUGCCCCCUGCGCCUCCCCUUUCCGGCGUCCCUGAACUACACUAAAAUGAACGAGUACUUAACAACCAGGAAACAAAGUUUUGGACCCACAUUGAUCGCUUACUCAUAGGAUAUAAAAUUAGUGUGACCCCUCUCUUGAUGUAACAUGCAUAUCUUCAAUAAUCCCAGAUGGUGAACAGCUCACUUUGUUUAGGUGAAAUAUUUUUAGACCCUGCUUCUGUGAUAGUGUUCACCAGUUAGGAUUUGUUUGGGACAGGCUCCAUCCAGGGGCGGAUCUAGGAAUUUUUACAAGAACAUUUAAAAGCAAAAACUUGACUGUUUUUAAAGUUUGAAUAUAGGUAAUGAGAACCAUAUUGGUAUAGCAAUCAUUUUAUGCAGCAACAGUCCCUGCUGUUCAUGUAGUAAAAAAGUAGAGAAAAUGUCAUGCAGAUAGCGAGAGUCGCUUGUACCUACAUGGUAUGUUGUUAUAAAAAGAAAUACCAGACCGUAAUACAAAACCUACUGUACCUCUGGGAUGUAACCACAUCCUCACUGAUUUUCUGUGAAUAUUUUUUAACAUAACAUCACUCUAUAUGGCCAUAAUUGCAUUGCAAGUUGCAGCCAAAAAUGGCUCAGGUAACAUGGCCUUACUGCCCUUACAUGCUAGUCGUUUAUAAUAGUUGUCUAGUGUUUGGACUUUGGCCUAUUUGGUUGAGCAAAGUAGAAUGCUAGACGUAAAGAAAUGCAUUUGUCCUGCAUGAAAAAAUUUGAAAAGGCUGAUGUGCCCACAUUAAUUAAAUAUAUGAGUAAGCAUGGAAAAUAGUGCUUCCUUUGAAAUUAAUAGGAAAUUAAUGCUUCCUUGUGACAAUGAUGUUUUGUGCUGUCAGUAUAUUGGGCUACUUUGUACAAGCAAAUAGGAAUAAUUCUUAUUAUAAUCGAGCACAUUUUAUUUAAUUUCAUUCUACUAUCCGCCUCAAUUAGCUUCGCUAUUAAAUUAGCGGAUAGUAUUGUACUGUAUAUACAGAUUGUUUAUAUAUUUAUUAAGGUAUAAAUUCCGCAGUAAUUGUUCCCGAAAUGAGAAUGUGCUGAAACUUCCCAGGCAUGGAGUUUAUGACAUACUUAAAGUAAAAUCACACAUGACAAUCACAAUAUACCACCACAUAUAUACAAUCACAAUAUACCACCAAGACAUGACAAUCACAAUAUACCACCUUUACGCCAAUAUGGCGCCAUCUUGACGCUCAUUACGAGUAACAGCAAAAUCACAACAGCCCGAUAUUUAUUGACGUUUUUAGCGUGGAUUUUGCUUUAGUAAACCUAUCUUGUAAUCAUUUUUGAAAAAAUAUUGUGUUUUGAGCAAAAUGAAACUACUAAAGUGUACAAUUCUGAUCCACAAAUGUCUUUUCCACAUUUCUUUACACAUGUCUUUCUUUGAGAACAUGCAUUGAUAAAGGAUUUUUUUUCAAGAUCCAGAAAUGAUUUUUCUUUUAAUUUCGGAUAUGAAAUGUAAAAUGCAUUAAAGAAAUAAAUUAUCAGUUAAAAAACGGGGGUCACCGAUCUUUUUUGGGAACUGUGGAAUUAAAACGUGAAAUACAAGUAAAUAAAUAUACUACAGACACAGAAACCCUAGCUACCCUUUUGUAUGCCUUUUUUGAAAACAUUGAUUUUAGCGUAAUUCUUUGCACGAAUGUAACCAAAGUUGAAGUAACAUAAAAUUGUCAUAAAAUGAUUUUUUUUAAACGGUACGUAUAAGGGACCGGUCAUAAAGUAUUUACUAGGGGGUGUGGAGGAUAUUUUUGGGGGGUACGGAAAAAAAGAGAACCUCUGAGAGGGUACGAAAAAAACAACAGAACCUCUAGGGGGUACCAAAAUCUUAGUACUACAUAUAGGUACGGGAAAAAAUUACAUUUUAUAACUAUUAUUGAAUAUUGAAUGUAUUUGUGCCCAGAUUUAAGUUUGGGAAGAAUUGCUUUACUAUAAUUAUUAAAUCAACACAAGGUAUAUGUUUUAAUCUGACUCAAUGUCAGAUGAUAGGUAGGAUUCAGUAUUCGUUGAACUUUUGGAGUACAAAUCUAAUACACCUGAAUUGUCAAUGCUAGCAAGCUCACACCGGCAUUAGAACUUGAUCAACCUGAUGAGGAAGUGUCACAUUGAAUGGAAGCAAAGUUUUUUCUAUUUGAAAUAAACCAAAAACAAAUUUUUCUGUUUGAUCUUACCCUCAGCCCAUCGCUAGUACUGUAUGUCAGAAUCAGAAAAGACUGGUGACGAAUCGGAGACUGCGGAAAAUGUUGAGGAUAUGGUUACCACCGACAAGAAGUGGGAGAGUUAUCACAAACUGGAGAGUUUCGAAACAUAGAUAAACGCAAGACAAAUGUUAAAACAGAAUUAAUGAUAGAACGGGGGGGGAUAUGAAAAUUUUCACUUACUUCGAAGGGGAUUACGAAAAUUUUUCCAUAGGUUUUUGGGAGGGUAUGGAAAUAUGUACUUGAAAUAUCAUUUAUCCUCCACCCCCCUCUAGUAAUUACUUUAUGACCGGCCCCUAAUGGAUGAAAAUAUAAGUUAUAAGAUGUGUGCAGUAAAAGUGCGCAAUGCAAAACUGCGGAAUUACCUUAAUAAAAUUUGAUUUGAUUGAGUUCCCUCUUGACAAAUGAAAUCAUCUGGCUUUAGACAAACUAAAAUAACAAAAGAGCUGCAACAACAAGCCUCAAAAUAUUGGUGAAUUGCCCAUCUUGACACCUGAAAACCCACUUUGAUUGUGGGAGAUAAAAUUCUAGUCAUGGGUUUAGUCCUUUGGCUUUGCCAUAGAUAAAGAUCUUAUGUUUUUAAAUGCGAUCUUGUAGUUUUGUCUGAGCUGCCACUGCCUAAGAAGACAAAGAAAGAAGUAAUCAGUUUGUUUCCUAAUAACAAGACCAGUUCAGAUGCUUGGAAAAUUAUUCAAAAACAAGACAUUAAUUUGGCUGUACAGUUGGCUAAUGUCCUUAACCAAGUCAACACAGAUCACCUGUGAGUUGUGCUUCCUAACUUACAUUGUGUUGUAAUGCAGUGAAGGUAUUAACAUCUCCUAUUUACUCUAUGAAUCUUCUUGCUUAUUCAGAAAGCUGAAAGAUGGAGUAAUAGAUGAUGCAAAUAUUGGUGCAAAGAAUACAGAUCCAAAAUUGAUGACAUUACUUGCCCAAAGUGUUUCUCAUUUGCUCCAAACUAGAGGUAAAUAGGAAUUUCAUUUUACCAUUUUUUAAUAAGUAGAUUUCGUAAAUAGACUUGGUCUUUUUCUUCUGCCAAGAACGUUUAAGUACACAUGAGUAAAUAUCGUGUUAACUAUAUUAUCAGUUUAUUAAAAAUUGACAAAUCAAAAUUACACCUGUUAUGGAGUGCUAAAGGUGUGAUUGUGGUAGUAAAACACUUGAUGGUUGACUCUAUUACUAAGUACACUUCCACUAAUAACACCAGAAAGCUGUGGAUUCAGAGACUGUGGAUCGAGGCCCUUCAUCGGGGAGUUACUACCUACGCUGGCACACACUGUUGGAGUUUAUUCCACUGAUAACUGUCCUAGCAUUUUCACAUAUUCUGCUUAGUGCCUUCCAACCCAUUAAGUACAUCACUUCAUACUGUUACUAACAUUUUAUAAGUGAGUUUAAAAAACUCCCAUGUAUUAACUCCCAUAUUUUUAUGUAUCUAUCUGUUUGUCACAGGUGAGUCCUCCCAGCAGUCUGAUUUCUCUAUAAAUUCUAUGAUGGGAAAUACUACAAAUACUCCAUUAGUGAAUGGCAGGGCUGGAUUACAUGAACAGCAAGCAGCUUUGUCACAGCAAUUUAAUGCUAGUGGCCCCAGUUACCAAGCUCAAAUGAAUACACCUGGUCAGGCAUUUUCACCCUUGAAGACAAGACGGAUGCGAACUACUUCAGCAACGCCACUAUCUAAUUCAAAUAACCAGAAUAACGAAUUACAACAAGGUAUGUGUAUAGCAACUGUUCUUGUGUAAUAAAGUGUUCCUAGUCUAUAUCAUGAAUCUAAUAUUUCUCAGGUAGUCCACUAGUCCAGGCAUAAAGGCCAUUUUCCAUUGCAGUCGCUUUGCCCGCGCGGGCGGAGCGAACAUUACUCAACUUUCUCUGUAGUUGCCUAACCUGUGCAUUUUUUGUCCGCUGUCCGCCUGCAUGCUCGCGGACAUGCCAUGUAGGUAGAGCUACAUUCAACUUUCUUGGCAUGCCCGGGCAACAGAUUUUUCACGUGAUUAAAAUUGGUCGCUCCGUCCGCGCGGGCAAAGCGACUGCAAUGGAAAAUGGCCUUAAGUCGCGGUAGCUUAAGCCGGUUACAGACAAUUUUCAUGUGACAAGUUUUAUUUGCUCGUCUGUUUAGGCAUGCAACUUAGCCAAUUUUUAUUCAAGUGCACUUGUCAUAGAAAAUUUGUGAUGCAAUUGUGAGAACAUGCAUGUCAUGCAAUCAUGCAAUUAGAACUUGAAAUAGAAAACUUGCUAUUGUAAAUUGCUUUACUUUUUACUCUAUGUUUAUUGAAGGUGUUCAUUCUAAUGUAAGUGCUAGAACUCAAAUGGCUACACCUGUUCAAGAGUUUUCACCGUUGAAGACAAGAGGAAUGAGAAGCGGUUUACAAACACCGUUAUCUAAUAAUAGACAAUCACAAGGUGAUUUAAUUUAUUGUUUGUCCGUGAAUAACUUGUUCUAUACAAGAUUCUUCUGCCUUUUCUCUUAUACCAUGGCCCACAUUUCUCCCAGUCAACUAAAGCUAAACAAUUGUUUCUAUGCUCAAUGAAUUUAUGUGCCUUUUUUGUAUUUUCUGUUUUAUUUAUCGUAUGUCUCAAACAUUAAAAAAAAGUCUUCUUGCUUUUUGCUUUAUCGAAGCUUUUGAUACGUAAUCCUGGAUCUUCAUCAAUGCAAAGAAGAUGAUAAAGAUUUCUGAAGGCGAAAUAAAUCAUCGUGGUCCGGUAGCAGCCUCGUGCGCAGGCGCCGUGACGCGCACAUGAAAUUUUAGCUGAUAUCCCGCGAAUGCUAUCCAAUGAGUUAAAAAAUGCUGCACGCUCCUAAGGGAAGCGCGUUGCUUUUCAUCACUGAAAAAAAUAAGCUCACAGGGUGUUAGCUACAGUCAAAAAUUCCGCGUUAAACGCGGUUUUCCCAAUUUUUAAUACCUUGAGAUCGCAAUUUCCCAAUUUGGGUGAGCCAAAAAAUAGUUAAAAGCAUGUUUAUAACUACAUUUGCUCAAAAUUACUCCCAAAAUGCGGGAAAUGCCAUUUCAAAGACACAAAAAUUUUAAAAAUCGAGAGGGAGCAACCGCAUGCCCCCAGACCCACAAAGAAAUGCCCGGCUUCAGGCUAAAAUAAAUUUCCCAAUUUCAGGUAAACGCGGAUUUUUUUUACUUCUGGCUAACACCCUGGCUCAGGGCUUGCGCCUCCACCGCAGUCUUAGGAAUCCUAACCCUAAAAGAUGCGUGCAGAGGAGCUAGAUCUCUCCUGCCUUUGAGGGUUUUUCUCCGGGUACUCCGGUUUUCCUCCCUCUCAAGAAUCAACACACUUGGGUAAUAUAUGUAUAUAAGUGUAAUGUGUGUAAUUCUGUAUGAGGAAGUUGUUAAAUAGGCUUAGCUUCACGAUUUCCCUUUCAAAGUGCGCAUUCUCUAUAUAAGAAAGGAAAAUGUUUCACAAGUGUUUACCGAGUUUUUAAAGCACGCAAAAAAACCGGAAUCGUUGUAACAAAUGAGCUGAACAACUGAGCAUUUCAAUUUUCCAAAACGAGGUAGAAAGUUGACGCUAGCUAGAGUACUUGUUGUCUGGAGGAUUUUCAGGUAAACACAAAGUAGCUGUAUUAAGUCUACGUUAUCGUACUCCAAGCGUUUUUCGACGUUCAUUCGUACGUCUGUAUAUGCUUUUUUAACCCCUGAACUAGUGUUUCCUCAAAAAAAAACCCAACAAAUCAACUAUAUUAUCGGCGUACAAACUUGCAAGGAUGAAGGAACUUAAGUACAGUACUGCUGUAACUUCUCAAAGUAUUUCAAUUUCCUUCUCUCAUGAUUCUCUUUAGGAAAUGCACCUGGCCAGCCAGCUUUUGACAAUGAAUACCACAAUUCAGAUCAAUUAAAUGUUCAAAGAAAUUUAAAUAAUUUACAAGAAUUUAAUGAAAAUAUAUCUAAAUCAGGCAAACAGGCAGAGAUGCCAAAGAAUGGAUAUGUUACUCCGAGUCGACAUGAAACACCACGAACUGAAUUAAUGAAUCAAAUGCAGGAAGUUCCUGAUGACAUAUUAUGUGGUCCUGUUGAAACUACAGGAAAACAUUCUCAUGCUUCGAAGAAACACAAAAAAUCUAAGAAACAUAAAUUAUAUGACAAUGAUGACAGUUGUACAGAAGAAGAUGUAGAAUCUAGUGGCAUCCAUAUUCAAUCGAACGCUCUUGCAACUGAUAAUAUUUCCGUGGUUGAUUCAAGUGAAAAUUUCUCCCCAGCAAAGGGAAAAUCAAUACCAAAGAUAAUUAUAUCAAGGAACACAGAAGAUUCUAAUAAAUUUAUUGUAAAAGAAAAUUCAACAAAUUCAGAGAAUAGUCUUAAAAGAAGAAGAUCUACGGAAGAUAGUGAUCACAAAUUACACGAUGGCAAACGAUCAAAAAGUGAGAAGGAAACAAAUGGUAACCCCAUUCUGAUGAUGCCUUCAAUUCCUAUUAAACUCGAUAGACGGUUAUCAGUUCGGUUGGAAGAUGUCUAUGGUAAGUGCUGAUGUGCUAAAUGGUUUUCUGGGAUCCUUCUUUUUUGCCUGUGUCUAAAAUGUGCACUUAAAACCUGCUCAUGAGCAUGAUAAUUAAGAUUGUUUUGAACAGUCAAAACUUGUUUGUUGAUCUAUAGAUGGUAGGUAGUCUAGGGCAAAGGCGGAUUUUCAUUUUUUUUAAAGGAGGGGUGGAAAAAUUUGUAGUGGGGUGUAAGUGACACCACUGAGUGAACUUCGGCAGGGGUUAGGCGUUAGGGUUAAAGACUUUCACACAAAAUAGGAGGGGUGAAGCGAAAUUUUGGUGGGGUUGAACACUUUAUAAGAGGGGUUAGAGAGAUUCUAGGGGGGUUAACCACCCCCUAACCCCCCAGUAAAUCCGCCCACUGUCUAGGGUAACUUAAAUAACAAGGGAUAGACUUACUAAACUCGUACUUUGAAUUAGGUGAAAACUUUGUCCAAUAUGUUCUUAUAAAACAAACUUUGACCAGUAUUUAAGGAAGGUUUCUCUUAUCAGAGCCUCGUGUUCUGCCUUGAUUUUUUUAAUAAUUCUGGUGAAGACUUUAUUUUAUUUUGUUGAGACUGUGUCUACAAAUAUAUGUAUACUGCUUCUCGUUUGUAUAAUUACAAAUAGAGAGCUUAAGCUUCGCGUUAUACGUCAAACGACAAACGCCAGGCAAAGAAAAAUUUUACGGUAUCAGGCAAUAAAGAGUGAAUGAACUUGCUGUUUUAAAACUGCAAUACAUAAUUAUUCUUUCGACGCAAGAAAGAAAAUAUGAAACGAAAACGUUCAACGAAAAUUUGCCAAGAAAGUUCGAACCUGCCGUUUGCCGUUCCCGGAAACGUGAAGCUUAAACUCCCUAUUAUAUGUAUACUGCUUCUCGUUUGUAUAAUUCCCAUGAAACUUGGUUGUUUUUCUUCUGGAAUGGAUGUUAAGAUUUCUUAUCAUUUAUAAUUACAGAUUACCGUCAAUCAACAUCGUACAAAAGAUUUUCUGAGAAUAUGGAAAAUAUGUUUGACUUUGAUGAUCAAUGUGAUAUUAGCAGCUCGAUUGAAAAUGGUAAGCCAUGAAUGAUAACUAUCCUUUCGGCUGCCCUGGCGCUCGAAACUUUUGGCGGCUGGCCCAAGGCAAAGUCUGACUUUGGGUCCUUUGUGCGUUUUUAAUCGUCAGGUAUCUUGAUUUCUAUAUUCCAAUAUAGAGAAAAUUUCUAUAUAGAGAAAAUGAUUUCUAUAUUCCUUAACUUCUUGGACAGUCGUCUUGUUUAUAAUGAAAUAGUGAAAAUGAUUUUGGGAUAGAUUAGAUAGAAAUUUCAAUCUGCAUGGCAUCCCCAAGUUCGAAAUUGUAAAUUCAUCUCUUCUGUGUGCAUGCGCUUUUAUGCAUUUUCAUGCAUUUUUUUUUCUUACCCCUUUUAUAUCUGGUGAGGGGGGGGGGGCACAUUUCACUCUUUGCUCCUCCCCGUGCGAGCGGCCCUGGAUAUUAUUUGUGGAAAAAACUUCCCCAUAGUUUGAUUAUCGUUACACUUUUCUAGAGUCUCAAGAAGUCGAUGCAGAAUUUCUUCUUACCAGAACUGCGCUCUCAGAGAUGUGUACCGAAACUGCCAAACUAAAGUCCAUGAAAACACUUUCGAAGGUACUUUAAUAUUAGGAAUAGUAGAAGUCAUAUAUGAGGGAAUAUUUAUCAACAACUCAGACUCAGAUAUUGAGAAAAUUAUUUUGAAUUAUUUGCUUUAUUUUGCAAAUAUUGACUUUACAAAUUUGUGCUGGUAUCUGAUUUUAUUGGAUAUUCUAUAUCAAGCACGUUUGCACUUUUUUCUCUACGACGUCCACUUUACACGUUAAUUUAAAAAUAAUUCCAAACUUUCACUUAUUCUUGCAGGUUGAUGGAAAUGAUUUGUCAAGAUUAAUUAUAAUAAUGAGAAGACAUAUUAAAGAUGGUAUUAAACUGCAGUUAACGUCCUGUCAA
This is a messenger RNA of Paramuricea clavata, 11813 nucleotides long. The record is from the annotation of a GenBank genome assembly. Lineage: Eukaryota; Metazoa; Cnidaria; Anthozoa; Malacalcyonacea; Plexauridae.